Molecule: messenger RNA, 198 nt
Organism: Penicillium atrosanguineum
Lineage: Eukaryota; Fungi; Ascomycota; Eurotiomycetes; Eurotiales; Aspergillaceae
Exons: 2
Coding region: 1-198 (65 amino acids)
Source: RefSeq, a predicted model, not a curated record
AUGACACCUCGGGCAAGUUGCGACAGAAGACCAGAAGGAGCUCACAAUGAAUCUAUCGCUAUUCACCACACUCGUCGGAGCAUCAAUCUGCCGCGUUUGACCGCCUGCGCGGGUAUCGCGGUGGCCCGUGCAGUCAAAAAAAAGUCUCCAUCCGCGGUCUACUUUAACAUUGACCAGCUCACUGCUUUUUUCUGCUGA